Dacryopinax primogenitus is the source of this 2906-nucleotide messenger RNA. Its product is annotated as coatomer subunit beta. The record is from RefSeq and is a predicted model, not a curated record. Gene Ontology annotation, biological process: endoplasmic reticulum to Golgi vesicle-mediated transport; intracellular protein transport; intra-Golgi vesicle-mediated transport. The coding region runs from base 8 to 2863 and encodes 951 amino acids. Gene Ontology annotation, molecular function: structural molecule activity. Lineage: Eukaryota; Fungi; Basidiomycota; Dacrymycetes; Dacrymycetales; Dacrymycetaceae. Gene Ontology annotation, cellular component: COPI vesicle coat; cytoplasm. The transcript has 10 exons.
AUCCAACAUGGCCAAUCCUGAUGCGACCUGCUGGACAGUCGUGUUCGAUGACGCGCAGGAGUUGCCCACGACGGCAGAACUCAGACAGGCUCUUGAGAAGGGCUCGGAUGAUGUGAAGCUCGAAACUCUCAGACGGAUCAUCAUCGCGACACAAAACGGUCAACCGCAACCAGCCCUCCUUAUGCCAAUUAUUCAAUAUGUUCUUCCCUCCAAGAACAAGGCGCUUAAGAAGCUCCUGCACUUCUACUGGGAGGUCUGCCCAAAAUACGACGACAACGGGAAGCUGAAGCAGGAGAUGAUCCUUGUCUGCAAUGCCAUCCGAAACGAUCUCCAGCAUCCUAACGAAUACGUUCGAGGAGCAACGUUACGAUUCCUGCAGAAGUUGACAGAUGCCGAACUGCUAGAACCGCUUGUGCCGACCGCGCGUGCGUGCUUGGAGCAUCGGCAUUCAUACGUCCGCAAAAACGCAGUUUUUGCCAUCUUAACCAUUCAUCGCAACUUCGAGCAUCUCGUGCCGGAUGCACCGGAGCUAGUGCAGACGUUCCUGGCGGCGGAGUCUGACAUGACCUGCAAAAGAAAUGCCUUCGUCUGUCUUUCUCAACUGGCACCCGAAAAGGCAGCGGAAUACCUCCUGAGUGUUCUAGAUCAAGUUCCAAACUUUGACGAACUCCUGCAGCUCAGUGUUAUCGAUUUCAUUCGUCGCGAAACGAAGGACUCAGAUCCGUCACGUCGUGCUCGGUACAUUCGCUGCAUCCUCGAACUUCUGAACGCGACGAGCCACUCUGUGAAAUACGAGGCAGCCACUGGCCUUACAUCCCUCACCCAGAACCCGGCUGCCGUCAAGGCUGCCGCAUCCUGCUUGAUUGAGCUGGCCGUGAAGGAGUCAGACAACAACGUGAAGCUAAUUGUGCUCGAUCGCUUGGAGACACUUCGCGCCAAGCACGAACAUGUCUUGGAUUCUCUUGUGAUGGAUAUGCUUCGCAUUCUGUCGAGUCCGGACAUGGAAGUUCGGCGGAAGGCAAUUGGAAUUGCUCUCGCAAUGAUAACAAGCCGGAACGUCGAGGAUGUUGUAUUGUUCCUGAAGAAGCAGCUGUCUCGCACCUUGGACAACGAGUUUGAGAAGAACGCGGAGUAUCGCCAACUCCUUAUCCAGUCGAUCCAUGUUUGCGCCAUACGCUUUUCCGAGGUCGCUGCCAAUGUCGUCCACAGCCUCAUGGAAUUCCUCGGUGAUGCCAGCAACUCAUCUGCCAUCGAUGUUAUUGCGUUUGUCCGCGAAGUCGUAGAAAAAUUCCCCGGAUUGCGCAAGAGUAUCGUCGAGAAGCUCAUGCAGACCUUCGGAGAGAUCAAAUCGGGCAAGGUUUUCCGAGGCGCUCUCUGGAUCGCCGGCGAAUAUGCCUCGGACACUGACGACAUUUUGGAGGCGUUCCAAGAGAUUCGCAAAGUCCUAGGCGAAAUUCCCAUUCUUGCUUCCGAGCAGCGCCUACUGGACGAGGCGGGUGGAGAUGAGGAGGCCGGACAGAGUCUCGAUGGAACUGCCGCCCCGCACAAGCCACGACUAUUACCGGACGGUACCUACGCUACCGAGACCGCCUUCUCCACUACUGCCGCACAAGCUAGGCUGGAGGCUGUUAAGGCAGCUGCAAAGCCACCUCUACGUGCCUUGAUCUUAGGCGGUGAUUUCUACACAGGAGUGGUUCUUGCUACCACCCUGACUAAAUUGGUCAUGCGUUUCUCCGAGUUGGCAAAGGACAAGAAAAAGGUCAACGUUCUGCGUGCCGAAGCCAUGUUAAUCAUGACCUCGGUUGUUCGGGUUGGACAGUCCAAGUUUUCGGCUGUUCCUAUCGACGAAGACUCCCAGGAACGGAUACUAAAUUGCGUCGAGACAUUGGCACAACUGGCCAAUGAGCCCGUCGUGAAAGAAAUUUUCCUGACGGAAACUAAAGCUGUUUAUGCCAAGAUGGUCGCCACUGAGGAGCGGAAGGCUGCUGAGAAGAAAGCCAAAGAGACGAAGGCGUCUGCUAUCCAAGCCGACGAUCUGAUCACGUUCCGCCAAUUCUCCAAGAAGUCUGCCCUGGAUGGUGUCGAUGAUUACGAGCAGGACGUUACGCGUGCUACGGGCUCGGCCGAGACGUCUGAAGAUCUCAUCUCCGACCUAAGCCGUGUUGUGCAAUUAACAGGAUUUUCUGAUCCAGUUUACGCCGAAGCACUGAUCAAGGUCCACGGCUUCGACAUUCUGCUCGACGUCCUCAUCGUCAACCAGUCGAGCGAUACUCUGCAGAACAUGUGUGUAGAGUUUGCAACGCUGGGCGAUCUCAAGCUCGUGGAGCGGCCAACAACACAUACAGUGGGUCCUCACAGUUUCCUGAGCGUCAAAGCGACUAUCAAGGUGUCGUCGACGGAGACCGGUGUGAUCUUUGGAAAUAUCAUCUGGGAGGCGGGUACAAAUGAGGCAUGCGUGGUACUGAAUGAUAUCCACAUCGAUAUCAUGGACUACAUCAAGCCAGCGUACUGCAGCGAAACACAAUUCCGCAGCAUGUGGACCGAGUUUGAGUGGGAGAACAGGGUGAAUGUCAACACCACGAUCACCGAUCUCCGGGCAUAUCUGGCCCAUAUAAUGAAAUCUACAAAUAUGGCGUGUUUAACACCUGAGGCGGCGCUGUCUGGCGACUGCGACUUCUUAUCGGCGAACAUGUACGCUCGGAGUCUGUUUGGCGAAGACGCGCUCGCCAAUUUGAGCAUCGAGAAGGUCGAGAGCACAGGGAUCAUCCAAGGCCACGUACGGAUACGGAGCAAGACGCAGGGCAUCGCUUUGUCCUUAGGUGACAAGAUAACUCUUGCACAAAAAGCCAUUCCGGUAGCAUAGAUCGUUUUCAUUAUUUGUAUACCCCCUUUCAUAUGUAACUUAC